Messenger RNA from Schistocerca serialis cubense, 3293 nucleotides. It is a transcript of the gene Jhbp3, whose product is annotated as protein takeout. The transcript is spliced from 6 exons. Bases 33 to 797 code for a protein of 254 amino acids. The record is from RefSeq and is a predicted model, not a curated record. Lineage: Eukaryota; Metazoa; Arthropoda; Insecta; Orthoptera; Acrididae.
GCGGGCGCGCGUGUCGCUGGCAGGUGGCGGAGAUGGCGGGUCGUGGGUCGGCGUUCGCUGCCGCUGUGGCAGCCGCUGUGGCGCUCGGAGUCGUCGCGUUCGCCGGCGCGCAGAGGCAGCCCCUCCCUUCGUACAUUCACGUCUGCAAGAGGAAUGAUCCUAAUAUCAAUAACUGCGUCAAGAAGUCUGUGGAACAAAUUCGACCCUAUUUAGUAAGAGGCAUUCCUGAGUUCCACGUGCCGUCCAUCGAGCCACUGGAGCUGAAGGAGAUCAUUGCGACGGGUGGCCCCACGCUGCGGAUCACGGCGACCAACGUGCGUGCCUAUGGCUGCAGCGACUUCACCAUCAACCGCAUGAGUGUAGACAUGCGCAGAGACAAGUUCGACUUCGGCAUCGACCUGCCGCACCUGUACAUCGUCGCUCGCUACCAGGUGCACGGGCGGAUAUUGCUCAUCCCCAUCCACGGCUCUGGACCAAUGAGGGGCAACUUCACUAACUGCAAAGGUGACGUCAGUCUCCAGGGUAAAAGAAUAAUACGACAAGGGAAAGAAUACAUGACAUUCACUAAUAUGGAUGUCCGCUUUCAUGUAGGAAAAGGCAGCAUUCAUUUGGACAACUUGUUUGGUGGCGAGAAACCAUUAGGUGAAGCUGUCAAUAAUGCCAUCAAUGCUAAUUUUGGAGCUUUUGUGAAUGAGUUAAAGCCAUCUAUUGAGCGAGCUCUUUCUAAAGCAAUGUUGGAAAUCUCAAACAGAGUGGUACAUUCAUACCCACAAGAUGUAAUAUUUCCUGAGCAUUGAAUCUCGGAAACUUUUCCUCUAGUCGAGAAGAACAUACAGUUUUAGUGCGUGUUUUCACUGACACUAUAUACUUUUGGUCAAAGCCAAAAAUUGACUUUUGUGGUGUGCACUGAGCAAGAAAAACUGUGAAGAGAUAAUCUAAGUGUAUAGUUGAGACUUUUAAAAUUUCAGACUUCUGUGAAACAUAAAUAUGAGAAACCAAUACAGGAAACACAUCUAACGUUACAUGUCAUACAGAAUAAAAUCUUUUACUGAGAGGCUGCAAGAAUACAGUAGCGUCAGAAUGAUAAAUAGCAGCUGUAAAGAAGAAAGCAAAAAGUGUUAUUGGUGCUGGUGUAAGGUGUGAGAUACAGCUUAUGAGAACUAUAGAGCAAGAAGACCAAAGUCAUACAUGUCUCCUUGUACAAUAAAAUUUUACUGUCUCUGAGAUAAUUUAUAAUUUACCAGUUGUUAAACUGAGCUAUAGCUGUUGGAUUUAUAAGCAGCUGAUAAUUAUGGCAAAACGUUUUAAUAUGUAAAAUUAUUAAUUGUAUUAAUAUAAGUAUUGCAAUUUGUAGAAACAGUAAAGUUAAAAUUUUUGUAUGAACAAUGUAUUAAACCAGUAAAAAACUUUUUGUGAGCUUUUAGACUGUGUAUUUGUAGAGUGUCUUCUGUAACAUAAUAAGCAGGAAUUUUUAACUUUUUUCACGAGCAUUUUAACAAAUGUACUUCUUAAACCGUAUGUCAGAUAUAUUAGUGUAGUGUUAAAGGAUACCUUUGAAAUACUCACCAUGCUCCACGUAACAAAAAUCUUACAGGUAUGCCGUUAGAAUAUGUUCAGGAUAGCUGUAUAAUCAGUGCUGAUGUGCUGAAUUGAAGUGUUUACUGACAUAUUCUCAAAAUCUGGAACUGACCUUAUGUGCAAGUUGUUCUGGAAUGUGAUAUAUGUGAAAAUCAGGUAAGGUUAAAUAUAAACAACAAUAGAUUGCAUCAUGGAGCGGUGGAAGGGUAUGCAUCAAAAAUAUCAGCACAAACCCAUGAUACCAUUUUAAUAUAUAGUCUUCAUCUGGCAACAAAACAGACAGAAAAAAGGCUGUUACUUGUGGUGUUAUGUGCAUGACACACAUCAGAAAUUGUUUUUCUUAUUUAAUGACAAACAUGCAAGCAACUGAUUCGUUCACUACCUCAAAACAUCUGAAUAUUUUUGGGUUUACCUUUAUAAUUUAGUAUUUUUUACAGUGACAGUUUAAGAGUAGCUACAGAAGUACAGGACAACAUAAUUUACAGUGAAGUAAGAGCUCCAACGAUAUCAGAUCUUCUACAAAAUUAUUGUUGAUGAGACAGUAACUACAGCUUAUCUCUGAAUAUUAUGAAUUCCAUAAUACACUAACAACAAAUAAAUUCUGAUAGCUGUGCUCCAAUACAAGUUUGAUUUAAACUCUUAUACAUAAAAGGCAUGUAUUAAUGUGUAAUAUUUUUCUUCAUGCACACUGUAAUAAGAAUGAUGUGAAACAUGUACUAAUGGAAGUAGAGUGUUUGUUUUGGAACGGUACAGUCAGACAUUUUUGCAGGAAAUAUGUGAGAAAUAUGAAGAUUAAUAUCUUGUAAGGAAUACAGACUAUUGAUUAUAGAAUAUCCACCUCAGCAAACAUUGAACUUGUCCUUAUGAUUAUUUGGAUAUUUCAAGAAAAGCAGAAUUACUAAUGAGUGAAUCAAACAGGCAACCAGCUCUGAGGCUGAAAUAAAAAGUUGUAACAAAAAUUGAUUUUCAUAGGUAUCUUUUUAUCUUUUUUACCUGUCUUGUGUUAUGUGCUGUUUGUGAUAGCCUUCUACUAAAAAAUUAUUUUUGUUGUUCACUAAAGUAAUGACAGGAUCAAUCUCCCAGCAAUUUUCCAUAGCAUGCUAUAGAAUUUAGUAUGUCAAAACUGAAAAAGACAGGAACUAAAACAUAAUGUCUGUUGCAGUAUCAACGAUUACACAAUGCAAAUGUUGAUUUAAGAUAUUUAACAGUUUUGUAAACAAUUCUAAAUUAUAUUUUAUAUGUGUAAGUACUAUUCUUCUACGUACAUAUCACUGGGUUAUCUGACUGCUCAUUCCUGGGAAAUAAACGAAUUAUUUUAAGAGGCCAUAGUCCACUUCCUUCCUCUUUCAUAAUCAGUUGAGAGGCUGUAAUAAAUUAAAUAUGUUGUAAAACAUGUAGUACUAAAUGGCAGCCUGCAUCACACUAUAAUGGUAGCCAAAUACUAAUAAAAAGUGAAAUGAUAACUUUAUGGGAAGAGAAUCUGACAUGACUUUAAUAUUGCCAGCAAAUUCUGGCACUUAUAUGCAGGUUUAUUCAUUUCUAAGAAUCUUUUUAUUAAGUAUUUUUUGUUGAAAAUAUUGAAAUUCCAAAAUCUUUUAAUCUGUCAGGAAGUUUCUUUUAUGCAUGUCACAAUUUAUCUCACAUAUCUAAAUACGAUCAAAGAGCAGUGUUCAGACAGGUAUCUGCAUUAAAAAUAAAGAAAAUUUCCUGAUCUA